Molecule: messenger RNA, 3327 nt
Organism: Engraulis encrasicolus (European anchovy)
Lineage: Eukaryota; Metazoa; Chordata; Actinopteri; Clupeiformes; Engraulidae
Gene: chgb
Product: chromogranin B
Exons: 4
Coding region: 1-2805 (934 amino acids)
Source: RefSeq, a predicted model, not a curated record
AUGGGAGACAGAGACGGAGAGAUUGUGAUAAGGAGAGAAACAGCGCGGGACGCAGCGGAGUCGAGUCCACUCAAGGACUCAAGGACUCGCGACAGCAACGCUAUCCAGCCAGAAGUGACAUCUCUGCUGAGAUCUUCACACUAUAUUUCCAACAUGCAUCUCGUCUUUCUUCUAGUGAUGACCGCCUCGCUCAUUGUCGGACUGAAACAGGAAGCAGAGGUGAAGCAGAACGUAGAGGAGGUGCCGUCACCAGGAAGUACAGCAGCAGCAGCAGCCAAUCAGGAGCCAGACAUCGAGGCCAUCCACAAACUCCUCAAGGAGAAUGCGGAGAAACGCCAGGCUGAGGCAGACGAGGAACGAAGCCAGGAGGCCUUCCCAGGAUACGAGAGGAAGAGGUGGCUGCUGCCCUUCAUGUGGAAACGGGCAGAUGAGGUCGGAAAAGAUGAACGGAGCCAGGAGGAGUUCCCCCAGUUCCAGUACCAGAAGAGGAGCCACCUGCUCCUGUCCGAGAUGGAGAAGCGCCAGGAGGAUGAUGACGACGAAGAACGCAGCCAGGAGUCUUUCCCCAGCUACAUCACCAAGAGGAAGAGCUUCCGUGGCGGGAGACCUAGCCAAAGCAGACACCACAGGAGCAUGGAACCUGAUGAGGAUGAAGAACGAAGCCAGGAAGCCUUCCCACAGAAGAGAUAUGCAGAUUACACAGACGAUAAUGAAGAGGAGAGGGUGAAGAGGAAGAGUUUCCGUGGCGGGAGACCUAGCCAAAGCAGACACCACAGGAGCAUGGAACCGGAGGAUGAAGAGAGAAGCCAGGAAGCCUUCCCCGAUUACCUUCCCGUGAAGAGAGACGCGGAGGGAGAUGAAGAUGAAGAGGCCAGGGUGAAGAGGAAGAGUUUCCGUGGAGGCAGACCUAGCCAAAGCAGACACCACAGGAGCAUGGGGCCGGAGGACGAAGAGAGAAGCCAGGAAGCCUUCCCUUACUCAGAGGAAGAGGAAGAUGAAGAGGCCAGGGUCAAGAGGAAGAGUUUCCGUGGUGGCAGACCUAGCCAAAGCAGACACCAUAGAAGCACAGAUGAAGAUGAGGAACGUAGUCAGGAAGCCUUCCCACAGAAGAGAUAUGGUGAUUACAUAGACGAUGAGGAUGAGGAGAGGAUAAAGAGGAAGAGUUUCCGCCCUUCAGGCCGACCCCAUCAAACCAGACGCCACAGAAGCACGGAGCCCGGAGAGGAGGAUGAGGGUGAGGAGGAAGAAGAGAGAGUGAUCAGGAAAAUUUGGCGACCAUCAGGCCGAUACCAUCAGACAAGGAAGCACCACAGAAGCCUAGAACCCGAAGUGGAAGAGGAUGCAGAGGAAGAUGAAGAGGAGAGGGAGAAGAGGAAGAGUUUCCGGGGCGGGAGACCUAGCCAAAGCAGACACCACAGGAGCAUGGAACCUGAAGAUGAAGAACGGAGCCAGGAGGCCUUCCCAAACUCAGAGGAGGAGGAAGAUGAAGAGGCGAGGGUGAAGAGGAAGAGUUUUCGGGGCGGGAGACCUAGCCAAAGCAGACACCACAGGAGCACAUCUCCUGAAGAUGAAGAACGUAGCCAAGAGGCCUUCCCCAACUCAGCAGAGGAGGAAGAUGAGGAGGAGAGGGUGAAGAGAAAGAGUUUCCGCGGCGGAAGACCUAGCCAAAGCAGACACCACAGAAGCACAGAACCUGAUGAAGACGAGGAACGUAGUCAGGAAGCCUUCCCACAGAAGAGAGAUGACGAUUACACAGACGAUGAGGAUGAGGAGAGGAUAAAGAGGAAAAGUUUCCGCCCCUCAGGCCGACCCCAUCAAAGCAGACGCCACAGAAGCACAGAUCCCGAGGACGAUGAAAGAAGCCAGGAAGCCUUCCCUGAAAUCCUGACACAGAGGAGAUACGCCGACUACGCCGACGAUGAGGACGAACAGGAGAGGAUCAAGAGAAAAAGUUUCCGGGGUGGUAGACCUAGCCAAAGCAGACAUCACAGGAGCAUGGAACCUGAUGAAGAUGAAGAACGUAGCCAGGAAGCCUUCCCACAGAAGAGAUAUGCAGAGGAAGAGGAAGAUGAGGAGGACCAGAACAGGGUGAAGAGAAAGAGCUUCCGUGGCGGGAGACCAAGCCAGAGCAGACACCACAGGAGUAUGGAGCCUGAUGAAGAUGAAGAGAGAAGCCAGGAAGCCUUCCCCGAUUACCUGCCCAUGAAGCGAUAUUUGGAAAACUCAGAAGAGGAGGAGGAAGAUGAGCAGAAUAGGAUCAAGAGAAAAAGUUUCCGUCCCUCAGGCAGACCGCAUCAAAGCAGACGCCACAGAAGCAUGGAGCCCGAGGAGGACGACGAAGAGCGGAGCCAGGAAGCCUUCCCAGACUACCAGGACAGGAUCAAGAGAAAGAGCUUCCGUCCCUCUGGUGGGAGACCCCACCAAAGCAGACACCACAGGAGCAUGGGGCGCGGAGAAGGGGCAGAGGAGGCGGAAGAGGAGGAGGCCCUGAGGGAGCUUGGAGAACGUCUGCUGGCAGCGGAGGAGGCGCAAGAGGAGGAGAAGCUCAACCCCUUGAUCCCCCGAGGCUACUACUACCCACCGGCCUGGUACAAGAGGAGCGUGGCAGCCUCGGCCGCAGCCAACAACCUGGCUCGCCUGCUAAGUUAUAAGAGGCCCCAGCUGUCACGGCCAGGCGCGGCACCGGAGCCACCCCAGCAGAGACCGCUCACCCCAGGGGAGGAAAAGGAACUGUCUAACUUGGCAGCUAUAGACCAGGAGAUGCAGGUGAUCGCCAACGACAUCCAUAAGGGCCGCGCGGACUGAACAAGGACGUUCCAGCAGGGGGCGCCGUCUGAAGAGACGGACAACAACAGUCUGGGUUCCCCUGGCUGGUCCCCACGACCUAACUGUAACUGUACAGAAACUUGGGUGUGCAAGCCAACAGGAGCCGACUGUAAAUAUAGCCAUUCAUCUCCGUAGUUACUGUUACAAUAACCGUGUUUUUGAUUAUGUAAACACUAAACUGUGACUUUGUCAAUAUGCAAUCUCUAGUGACCGUAGUCCAGCCCCCCUUGUAGACUUGAAAGGGGUGCUGUUUAGCUGUGAUGUAGAAUAGCUGUCUUGUUGUGUUGGCUUCGGCCUCGAUCAGCUUCACAAGAUAGCGCGCUUCAGUUAGCAGCUUCUUUUUUUUACUCGUUUCCUGCUCCUUAAUGGCCUUCGUUACCACACAGGUACAACAUAACCUAAUGUUAAUUGAUCUUUCAUUGAUUUUCCAUGGAUGAGCACGACUACAGCUGAGACUAAGAUGAAUGAGCAGCCUUCUUUUAGUCCUGUGAGAACUGUGAG